UAAGAGACCGAUUUACUUUAAAUAAAGUAAAGAAACCCACAAUAGCCUCAAAAACACUUUAGUCUCCAACACGAAGGCUUCAGGACGCCGGACUCGGCAAUGAUCCUUUGCACGGUUUCUUCCUCUUUUGGCGUCCCAUCCUCAGAGUGGCAGUGAUGAGGCAACACAGCCUCGUCCUUGAAGUGGUGUAGACGUGGUAGACGAGGGAGGCGCAGGAGGAGAAGGGGCGUCAGGGUCACGGCAGUAACGGGAGUCUCGGGCGUGGAGAGAAGCGAAGUGAGGCACCCAGAACAAGCCUACGGUUCGGAAUAAACCCGAAUGAGAGCAGAGCUGACUGGAGCCGAAUCAAGUGUUCAGAGCGGGGCUCAGCUGCUGUCUGAAGAUGAAGACGCUGGCCGCCCACCAAGUUGCCUCCCACAGCGGGUUGAAAAGCCUCGAUGGUUCGGUCGACCGAGGCUUCGAACGGCUAUAGGCAAACGAGCAGCAGGAGUGUAGCAGGUUGUUCGCUGCGCCUCGGUAGUUGAACGGCUUCAUGGCGAACGAGCAGCAAGAGUGCUCCGGUCGUUCGCCACUCAGUUGGAAGUUGCCCUCACACACUCUGUUGUUGCCUCAUUUGAUGUUGAAUGAGUUUAUCGCGUGAUGUUACUUCACUUCGACUGAGAACACUUUACUUCAUUCACCACGAGAACAACAGGUAGUAAAGUCAACGAGUGUCACCCCACAAAAAAAAAAAAAAAAAAAAAAAUUAGCAUCUACGUACGUAAUAAUAAAUUGAUUAUUACGUUUUGGUGGCAGAUGAAUAACACGACGAUAAGCAUAUGACGAGGAAAACGAGAGGUAGUAGAGUGAACGCGUGCUACCCCACAGAGAAUUUGAAUUAGCAUCAAGUUUGGCUUCAGGUCAAAGUGCUGGGUAAUAACAAAACUUGAUCAUUAUGUUUUAGCGGCAGGUGAAUGAAACGACGAUAAUUAAGUGUCAACAGAGCCAGGGCGUAGUUCUAGACAGACUGGAGCAAGACGCAUAGGAGAUAUAAAGGAGGUGGAAAAUGUCUAUACAUAGGCUUUACAAUAUUACUUGAACAAAUAAUACGAGGUCGUCUUUCAUGCAGAUUUCGGUAUUUCGCAGGAGAGAGUCAGCGGCCUGCAACUCGUGCUUCAAUACUUCAUAAACUAUUCACUUUAAUCUAAUUCGUUUCCUUCCCAUGUACUUGUGUUGUUACGUGAGAAAGUUAGCUCAUGACAAUGCUUCCCCGCAGCGCUGAGACUAUUACAUACUGCCUGCUGAUGGAUGUGAGUUUUUAAUCAAAUGACAGUAAUCGUACCUGGUGACUGGGGACAAAUAUAGGGAUAAAAAGCAUUCGUCAGCUCGCACGCACGCAAACACACAGCAUGUAACGCGCUCACCCACCCCUCCUGUUGGUGUCCCUGUCAAAGGACCAAUCUCAUUUGUAAACAUCAGAAACAUUUCUCACCACCAACAGACAAGCCUGUGCACGCCUCUGGUGACGCGUUUCUCUUGGCUCGAUAAUCAAUAGAGCAACAGGCGGCGCAGGACACCAUACAGGGCCUCAGUGGAAGGGGUACGUCGAGGCUGGUAACAACAUCACCCCUUCAUUUUGACUCCAACCCGAUAAACCGAGUCUCGUAAUCUCACCUUCCUUAUUUCAAACACAGAGAAAGGAUGGAUGUUGAGUACAACAGAUGCUGGAACUUACAUAAAUUCUUCAAUCGCCUUGGGCACAAAUCCGUCAUCCUGUGUCUGUGGCUCAUCAGGAUUAACGGCGGGCUGCCUUAUAGGUGGCGCCACGCCGAAUCCGUGUUUGACCAGAAGACCGAGCCGUGGGGCGUAGAGGCAAAGGGUCGCAAGGCUCCCUUUCUACUGAUCCGCAGACCCGUCCUGGUAGCUUGGUCCUCCGUCAAUGCCAUUAUCGUCUGCGCCACCUUCAUUGUUUACGUAGUAUUCUUUGUACUGCCAAAGUUUGAACUGCUCAAGUCCACGGAAGCCACAGCGGUGCUCCUGAAGAAUCUGGUGGAGUUCAUGGUGGCCAUCGGUUUGGUCUGCUACCUGAGGGUGAAGGAGGGCCUCUUGGCCAGGCUGGUGUGCGUCAUGUACGGGUUUGGCAAGCCCUUCGGCGUGCCGCGCACCAUGGACCGGAGUUGGAUGCAGAUGGCCAGCGCCGUCAUCGUAAAGGCGUCCUUGCUAUCCGCCUUCGUUAUAGUGGCGCAGAACUACCGGUCGGAUGACACCUUGUACUCCAAGGUGGAUGUCGCCUUCUCGUUCAUUAUAAGGAUCGUGAUGAGCAUGUCCGUGUUGCCCGUGCUGCUGCUGCUGCACUACAUCACCCUCAUGAUGGCCGUGUGGUAUAACGAUGUUUACUGCAGCUUCCAGCGCCACGCCCUUGACCUCAUCCCGACCAAGAACAUCAGGGAAAUGGUGGUCACCGAGCAGGAAGCGGUCCAGCUAUCUGAGGGCCAGCCUCCACAAUUGAGCCCUUCCAUGAACAAGGCAAAGAAGGUGCCUUCCUCUUUCCCGCAGCCCAGCCUGGAGAGCCCCAUCAUGCACGUCGCGGAGACCAGCAUCCACGUGGUGUACAAGUUGCAGCACCUCCAGCGGCUGCUCAACAACUACUACUCGAUCCCGGUGCUGCUGGUGAUGACGCGAUCCAUCACCAACCUCGUGUUCCUCUUCUUCCUCGUGGUCAUGAACCCGAAGAAUAGGAGCUUCUUCAUAUCCAUGGAGGCGCUGCAGGAAGUCGCAUCCAUCGUCCUCAUGUGUCUGGCUUCUGAAACCGUCGCGAAACAGGUACGGUGGUCAUGGCGAGGCGUGGCGAGUGGCAGACACGACCACGGGGAGACGGGAAGGGCCUCUCAGUGUGUGUGUGUGUGUGUGUGUGUGUGUGUAGAAGUGGUAGCAGUAGUAGUAGGGCACAUCAUAUCGUCGUACUAAAGUGUGACUAUCGUUGUUUUAUUGGCAGAAGAGAAAGCUGAAAAGCAUCGUGUGUUGCCUGAAGGUGUUCUGCAGCAACUUCCUCCAAGAAAAGCUGGGUCGAUUCCUGGAGCUGAUGAGUAACGACCCUGGAUUCAACGUGUCCGACUACUUCAUGCUGGCCAAGAAUUGUCUCAUUCCGAUACUGAGUUUCAUCGCCACGUACCUGGUUAUUCUCCUCCAGUUCUACGUCUCUGAGUCAGGGUGUCGCCGCAAAACUGCCCUCCCUGACCCCGACGCCACCAACGGCACGACCUUCAAUUUAACUGAGGCCGCAG
Messenger RNA from Eriocheir sinensis (Chinese mitten crab), 3263 nucleotides. RefSeq lists its product as uncharacterized. The transcript is spliced from 3 exons. Bases 1681 to 2946 code for a protein of 421 amino acids. Lineage: Eukaryota; Metazoa; Arthropoda; Malacostraca; Decapoda; Varunidae. The record is from RefSeq and is a predicted model, not a curated record.